AUGAUUGCCGACAUCCUGAAGGGAGAACUUGAAGAAUCGAAUUCAGAAAGUGAUACCAGCUCCGUAGGCUCAGAAAGCUCUUCGCAGCGGAUUAGAAAUUGUUACCGAUACAACCGGAAGGAUAACUGCUUAACUUGUCAAAUUUGCGCCCGUUGUCUCAGCCCUAUCCUAGGACCGAGAAGAAAGUCCAAAAUUUGUGAGCUUUGUACCGCUAAGAUGACAUUUGGUAUCUCAAAUGAGUUCAGCGAUCAGAGACUGGAUAAUGGAAAACCAACCGAAACAACGUUUGAUAAGGACUACUGGCGUAUGCUUAAGAAACCCGUUGUGUUUCUUCCAAAGACCAGAAAUGCGAAAACAAUUCUUACAAAUGAAAAGCGUCUGUGGUCUUUGGUGACCACCAAUUCUGUAUGUUUGCCCAACCCGCCUCCAAAUGUCUUUCCGUUUGGCGAUGGAGUUGUCAAUGCAGACGUCCCUGUUAACGAGUAUGCAAAAUUUUGCAAAUAG
This is a messenger RNA of Rodentolepis nana, 504 nucleotides long. Lineage: Eukaryota; Metazoa; Platyhelminthes; Cestoda; Cyclophyllidea; Hymenolepididae. The record is from the annotation of a GenBank genome assembly.